AUGCGUCUCUCCUCCCUCCUCCUCCUCCUCUUCACCUCCCUCCCCUCCUCCCUCUCCCUAACCUACAAAGCCGCCGACUUCACCUCCCUCCCCCUCAUCGAAUCCUCCGGGCACACCUACUCCGACAACGGCUCCACCAAACCCUUCGAGACCAUCCUCGCUUCGCACGGAUGUAAUACCGCGCGGAUAAGGCUGUGGACGAGCGGACAGUAUCAGUUGAGUUAUGGGCUUGCGUUGGCGAGGAGGGUGAAGGCGGCGGGGAUGACGUUGGUUGUGGAUUUGCAUUUUAGUGAUACUUGGGCCGAUCCGGGACAUCAGGCUAUUCCGUCCGGGUGGCCGACGACGCUGGACGGUCUUAAUACUCAAGUCUUCACUUACACACAAAGCAUCGUCCAAGCCUUUGCCGCGCAAGGCACGCCCAUCGAUAUCCUCCAAGUAGGCAACGAAAUCAACGACGGCUUCCUCUGGCCCGUCGGCCAAAUCUCCAUCAACGGCUUCUCCGGCGCCUCCCAAAUGCUUAACUCCGCCAUCAACGGCGCCAAACAAGCCGGCUCCUCCAUCCCGAUCCCAAAAAUAAUGCUCCACCUCGCAGACGGCUGGUCCUGGUCCGAACAAUCCUUCUUCUACUCCAGCAUCUUCAUCCCAGGCGAACUCUCCACCUCCGACCUCGACAUCCUCGGCGUCUCUUUCUACCCGUUCUACAACACCGCGGCCACACUCGCUGCUCUGAAAAGUAGCUUGACGAAUUUGGCGGGGUUGAUGGGGAAGCCGAUCGUGGUGGCGGAGACGGAUUGGCCGGUGAGUUGUGAGGGGGUCAGUUUGAGCGAGACGGGGAUUGCGAUCUCGAUGGCGGGGCAGGAUACGUGGAUUGAGGAUGUUGAGGGGGUUGUGGCGGGACUCCCGAAUGGACUGGGGCAGGGGAUCUUUUAUUGGGAGCCUGGUUGGAUUGGGAAUGCGGCCUUGGGUUCGGGUUGUUCGGACAACCUCUUGGUUUCAUCUACCGGCGCAACGCGGGCCUCUAUCGACAUUUUCACGCAUAUGUAA
Molecule: messenger RNA, 1044 nt
Organism: Stereum hirsutum FP-91666 SS1
Lineage: Eukaryota; Fungi; Basidiomycota; Agaricomycetes; Russulales; Stereaceae
Product: arabinogalactan endo-1,4-beta-galactosidase
Exons: 6
Coding region: 1-1044 (347 amino acids)
Biological process (GO): pectin catabolic process
Molecular function (GO): glucosidase activity
Source: RefSeq, a predicted model, not a curated record